Messenger RNA from Camellia sinensis, 1661 nucleotides. RefSeq lists its product as uncharacterized. NCBI's taxonomy places the organism in Eukaryota, Viridiplantae, Streptophyta, Magnoliopsida, Ericales, Theaceae. The record is from RefSeq and is a predicted model, not a curated record. Gene Ontology annotation, biological process: protein phosphorylation. Gene Ontology annotation, molecular function: receptor serine/threonine kinase binding; ATP binding; protein kinase activity.
UGUAUAACCUUCAAAGUCUUGAUCUUGUUCACAAUUUGCUAAUAGGUACGAUACCACAGCAGAUUGGAGAAUUGCAAAUAUUAGAAAUACUAAAUCUCUCCCAUAAUGAACUCUCUGGUUCCAUUCCAUCAUCUUUCGAUAAUAUGUUAAGUUUGACAUUGGUAGAUGUAUCUUUCAAUCAGUUGGAGGGUCCUAUUCCUAAAAUGAAAGCCUUCCGUGAGGCUCCAUUUGAGGCACUCAAAGGUAAUAAAGGUUUAUGUGGUAAUGCUACUGGUUUGAAAACUUGUCUAGCAAAAAUGAACAAUGGGGUAGCUAAGAAAAAGAGUAACAGAGUUGUGUUACUAAUUGUUCUUCUUUUUGGAUUUCUAUUUCUUUCAUUAAUGGUUGUUGGAGUAGUGCUCUUGAUUUUUUGUAAAAAAAGUAGGAACACGAAAAAUGAGCCAAGACAAGUAAAUAAUGAAAAUUUCUUUGAAAUUUGGAGCUAUGACGGAAAAAUGGUUUAUGAAAGCAUCAUUGAAGCGACUAAAAACUUUAGUACCAAACAUUGUAUUGGGGAGGGAGGAUGCGGUACUGUUUACCGAGCUGCUCUCACAAGUGGUCAGGUAGUUGCUGUGAAGAAACUUCAUGUAUCACCAGAUGGUGACUUGGCUAAUCUAAAAGGCUUUACGAGUGACAUCCGUGCAUUAACAAAGAUUCGCCAUCACAAUAUUGUAAAACUUUAUGGCUAUUGUUCACACCGAAGGCACUCGUUUUUGGUUUAUGAGUUCUUGGAAGGGGGAAGCUUGGGAAAGAUAUUGAGCAAGGAGGGUCAUGUAUUAUACUUUGAUUGGAUUAAGAGAGUGAAUGUUGUCAAAGAUGUGGCAAAUGCUUUGUCUUAUAUGCACCACGACUGUUCUCCAACAAUCAUCCAUCGAGACAUAUCAAGCAAGAAUGUUUUGCUUGAUUUAGAGUCUGUGGCUCACAUAUCCGAUUUCGGCACAGCUAGAUUUUUGAAGCCUGACUCAUCCAAUUGGACAUCAUUUGCAGGGACCUUUGGGUACACUGCUUCCGAACUUGCUUAUACAAUGGAAGUGAAUGAGAGGUGCGAUGUUUAUAGUUUUGGGGUUCUCACAUUGGACGUGAUUAUGGGGAAGCAUCCGGGUGAUCUAAUCUACUCUCUGUCAUCAUCGUCAUCCUCUUCCUCAUCCACAUCAACUGUACAUGGGAUAUUAUUAAAGGAUGUGUUGGAUCAACAUCUCGCAGCACCUGAGAAUCAAGUGGCAGAGCAAGUAUUUGUGGUUGCACAACUAGCAUUUGAAUGCUCUCAAGCCAAUCCACUAUCUCGGCCAACCGUGAGACAAGUUGCCAUGAAGCUAUCAGAUGAUCGAAGGUCACAUCUGCAAAAUGAAUUCCACAUGAUCACAUUAGGACAACUGAUAUCAACUACUCAACCUCUUGAGUAUUUGCCUUCUAUCCUUGGACUAUAUGUUGUUCUUGUUUUCCAUUUUCUUCUUAGAUUGUUCAAUUUCAACCCCCCUUUCUAGUCUAUUUUUCUGCUCUUUUAUACUAAUUAGCAUUUUACAAAACUUUUUAAUGGCUAAUUUAAAACCAUCUUAAAUCUUUAUGUUGGUGUAUUUCGUGGGCUGUUUUCAUUGGAUUUUUGCAAGCUUUUUAAAUGGAUA